Molecule: messenger RNA, 768 nt
Organism: Paramecium tetraurelia
Lineage: Eukaryota; Ciliophora; Oligohymenophorea; Peniculida; Parameciidae
Exons: 4
Source: RefSeq, a predicted model, not a curated record
AUGACUGACCAAGAAAAGAUUUACGAUGCCAAACUGACCUCCGACUUAUAAAAAAAAUGUUCAAAAACAAAAGACAGGAUUAAAAGAGAGAGAAAGCAAACUGGCACGCAACCAACUCAACCAAUACCCGUAGUCCAGCAACACAAAAUUACACACCUCAAGUAAGAUCGCAAAAAGAAGAAUGCUGAAUUACAGACUCCCCCAAGAGAGGAGUAGUAGCAGAACCAAGAACCAACCUUACUCAAAUAAUUACCAAUAUCCUGCGAAUAAUUAGUUCUCCCAUCCGAUCACUCUUCUGAAUUCAAUCCUAAGAUCAAACCCAAGAAAUCCAAAAAGUUUCGUAGACCUCACAAACAUAUCGAUUUAGAAGACUCCUCUGAUGAAGCUCAAUACAAAAGUAAGCUCAUCCUCAAGAGAGUCAACAAAAUCUUCAAAAAGUCCUAUGAAUAAAAAUAAAUCCUAUCUUCUGGCAGCGAGUAAGAAAACUUAGUAAAGGAAUUAUUCAGAAAUAUUUAUGUCAAGAUAUUUGAAGACAUUCCAGUGACUGCUGCAGAGUUGAAACAAUUUGCCCAACCUGAAAAUUCUACAGGAUAAGAAGGCGAGGGUAAAUUAUUGGAAGAUGAACAAAAAUUAGAAGAAGAACCCUUAAGAAUUUUAACUGAAGAUGGUACAGAUUUUGAAACUAAACGCAAUUUGAAACUGUUGGGAAUUGAGAAUUAAAAAAUACUAUCAAAAUUAGGUGAAAAUUAAAUCUUACAUCAAUUGUGA